AAAAGGAGCAGAGAGAGAGAAGCAGAGUCACUCACAUACUACAUUUAUAUGCGCACAGGAAUAUAUUUUUAGUGAGAGAAAAAAAGGAGGAGAGAGAAAAAGGAGGUGGAGUCCACAACCACAAAGCGUUGCAUUGAGAAAAUCGGAGGAGAGUUCUUCUGGGUUCUGGGAAAUCGUUGAGGAUUUGGGAGGAGCCGAGCCGAGCUUGUUUGGUUGAUCGGAAGAGAUUGGGUGGGAAUGGCGAGUCCGCAGCCGCCGCGGAGCCACAGAUUGGCCUUGACGCCGGGGACACCUGUCACCCCUGCGCCCGGUGCGUCUUCCGGAGCUAGGGUUUUGACUACGCCGUUGACUGAUGAAUCGAUUUGGAAGCGGCUCCGCGACGCCGGGUUGGAUGAGGAGUCCAUCAAACGCCGCGAUAAGGCUGCUCUCAUUGCCUAUAUUGCCAAAUUAGAAUCUGAGCUAUAUGACCAUCAGCAUCAUAUGGGCUUGCUCAUCUUGGAAAGGAAACAAUGGGAAUCCAAAUAUGAGCAACUGACAGCCACAGCUGACUCAGCUCAAUUGCUGUAUAAGAGAGAACAGGCUGCACGAAUUUCGGAGAUGACAGAAGCCAAGAAACGAGAAGAUAAUCUGAAGAAGGCUCUUGGAAUUGAGAAAGAAUGUGUUGCAAAUAUUGAGAAGGCGUUGCAUGAGAUGCGUACAGAUUCUGCCGAGGCAAAAGUUGCAGCAGAAACUAAAUUGGCUGAAGCUCGAAGGAUGAUGGAGGAUGCUCAGGAGAAAUAUACAGAGGCAGAAUCAAAGUUGCACACAGCAGAAUCCUUGGAAACGGAAGCCAAACGAUUUCAUCGUACUGCAGAAAGAAAACUACAAGAAGUUGAAGCACGAGAGGAUGACCUCAGAAGACAGAUAUUAUCAUUUAAAUCUGAGUGUGAUGCUAAAGAGAGUGAGAUUGACCUUGAGAGAAAAUCAUUAUCGGAAAGGCAGAAAACUCUGCAACAGUCGCAAGAAAGGUUGCUUGAUGGGCAGGCACUGCUGAAUCAAAGAGAAGAGCACAUCCUCAAUAGAUCUCAAGAAUUGAGCAAGUAUGAGAAAGAGUUGGAUGAUACGAAAUCAAACUUAGAAAAUGAACGUAAAGCCCUGAAUGAGCAACGACGCAAUUUGGAACUUGAGGCAGUGUCUUUAUCCAAAAGAGAAGAGGAAGCUAUUAGAAGAGAAUGUGACCUUAAACAGAAAGAGGAAGAAUUGCUCCUGUUACAGGGAAAGCUUGAAAGCAAAGAGUUUGAUGGUGUUAAAAAAGCUAUGGCUAAUCGUGAAGCUGCUUUAGUAACAAAGAAAUCUACAAUUGAGGCUGAAUUAGAAUUGAAAAUGAAAUUGGUGGAAGAGGAAUUAGAGGCCAAGAAACGGGCUUGGGAAUUGAAAGAAAUGGAUAUGAAGCAGCGAGAGGACCUGAUUUCUGAUAAGGAGCAUGAUAUGGAUAUGCAGUUGGGACGACUUGCAGAGAAAGAGAAAGAAAUGGAUGAGAGGUUACAUUUUCUGGAGGAGAAAGAGAAAAAUCUUAUAGCUGCUGAAAGAGAGGUAGAAUCAAAGAUGACUGAUCUGCUACGUGAUAAGGAAGAAGUUGACCGCAUAAAGGAUGGCCUUCAAAGGUCUUUGGAUGACUUGGAGCAGAAAAAGACAUACAUUUGUCAUGAGGAAGAGAAAGUAGAAACUAUGAAAAGUGAAACAAAAGAACUCCUCAGUCUAGAAAUGAGAUUGAAAGAAGAGAUUGAUAUGAUUAGAGCACAGAAGUCUGAACUUGAGGGUGUGGCAGAACAAUUGAAAGCAGAGAAGGCUAAGUUUGAAACAGAGUGGGAGUGUAUUGAUGAGAAAAGAGCAGAACUGCAGAAGGAAGCAGAACAAAUUUCUGAGGAGAGGUUAGCCAUCUCUAAGCUGCUUAAAGAUGAGCGUGAUGCUCUGAAAGCAGAGAAGAAUGCAAUUCAAGAGCAGUAUAAACAAGAUCUAGAAAUGCUAUCCCGUGAUCGCGAAGUAUUUAGGAGUGAAGUUGAUCGUGAACGUGAAGAAUGGUUUGGAAAGAUUCAGAAGGAACGCGCAGACUUCUUGCUGGAUUUUGAGAUGCGGAAGAAGGAAUUAGAGAACUGUGUUGAGAAAAGGCGUGAAGAAAUUGAAAGGGACUUUAUGGAAAGAGAGAAAGCUUUGGAGGAAGAAAAGAAAAAAGAGCUUGAGUCGAUCUCUUCCUUAAGAGAGACUGCAGCAAAAGAGAUGGAAUAUGCUCAAUUAGAAAUGAAAAGGCUUGAUGCUGAGAGAAAAGAGAUCAUUUCAGAUCGUGAGAAACGGAAUAAAGAGUGGGCAGAGUUAGACAAUGCUAUAGAAGAGCUCAAGGUGCAAAGAUUGAAGUUGGAGAAACAAAGGGAGCUGCUUCACGCUGAUAGGGAGGAGAUUCUCUCUCAGAUUGAGCACCUAAAGAAAUUGGAGGAAAUUAAAGUCAUUCCGGAUCGUAUCCGUGUUCCUGUAAAACAACAGUCACGUGUGCGAUCUGAUGAACCAAAACUCUCUUCCAAGCAACUUUUGAAACAACAAUCUGAAUUGGGUUCUGGUCCCAGCAGACAGCUUAACAAUGGUGUUGGACAUGAUUCUCCUAUUAGAGGAGAGUUGGAAAAUUCCUCUUCUCCCCUCUCUACUCCUUUCUCAUGGCUUAAGAGAUGUGCUGAUACAUUGCUUGAUCGGGGACAGAGCAACAAAAGGAGGAGGCAAGAUUUUGCAUCUCAAUCACAAGACAAUAUAACACCUUGUGAACUAGCAACUGAAUUAGAUGAACAAGCUUCUGAGAAUCCAGAGGUGGAGUUUGACCAAAUUCCAGUUAGUGCAGAGGAGACUACUGUAUUCAUAGAUAAAGUGGUUACAGUUCGAGAAGUGACCACACUUGAUGUCAAAAGAGUUCCUGGGGACACUCAGGGAGGUUUGCCCGAAAAGAGCAAUUAUAAGGGAGGAAGUAGUGAUGACAGUGGCCACUUAGAUAGAAUUGGGAAGCUUGAAGAAGAUAGGACUAUAUCGAGAAAGUAGUUUUAGAUUUCUUGACAACUCCAAGUUUGCAAGACGGUGUCAGGCUAUCAGCAAUACUAUAGAUGUAGAUCUAAUUACUAAUUCAACCUUUGAAGCCAGAAUAUAAUGUAUAGAGUAGCGGGUACAAUCUUUACUGCACAUGCUGACCAGUUUCUGCGGCUGAACAUGUAAAUCAUUCAGGCUGACCUGAUACUCUAGUGGUCUGUAAAUUCUGUGUGUUUGCGUGGCAGAGUUUCGUUUGUGGAUAGUAUUUUUAGGUGGUUGGUUAAUGGAUGUGUGAAGUUUGGUGUUUGAAUACUUCUGUGCUCCCAUGAUAUGGUGUCUCUACAUUUAGAGUGGUUUUGUUUACUAUUAUUAUGUUUGGUUUUUGAGAAUUUAGGUAUCUAUCAUUGUUUGAGAUAUUGCAGUGUGAUGUACUGGGAUGUAGCCCGUCCAAAUGAAAUUUCCUUUGUGAUAGUAUUGUUAUUUUUCAA
Molecule: messenger RNA, 3530 nt
Organism: Ipomoea nil (Japanese morning glory)
Lineage: Eukaryota; Viridiplantae; Streptophyta; Magnoliopsida; Solanales; Convolvulaceae
Product: protein CROWDED NUCLEI 4-like
Exons: 9
Coding region: 238-3057 (939 amino acids)
Biological process (GO): nucleus organization
Cellular component (GO): nucleus
Source: RefSeq, a predicted model, not a curated record